AUGGCCAAGUUCGACUGGUUGACAUCCGUCGGGGCUACCAGGGAGGCCGUUGCCGUGCUCAACGACCAACCCAACCUCCUCGUUGACCUCGUCCUGGUACUCAUUGGUCUGGGAUUACAGUGUCUGCUGGUCUGGUACAUUCACUAUGCGACAAUGAAACCGGAGCAGAAGGAGAAGAGGAGGAAGCCAGCGACAGAUAACCCGAUGGGUGCGCAAGGACGGACAUGA
Ustilaginoidea virens is the source of this 228-nucleotide messenger RNA. RefSeq lists its product as uncharacterized. The coding region runs from base 1 to 228 and encodes 75 amino acids. The record is from RefSeq and is a predicted model, not a curated record. Lineage: Eukaryota; Fungi; Ascomycota; Sordariomycetes; Hypocreales; Clavicipitaceae. The transcript has a single exon.